CUCAGGCUUGGUGUGUGACCGUGGCGUGUCUGGCGGGCGUAUCCCGUCUCUUGUGUGUAUAUCUGUGUCUGGUUUCGGCUGUCGUUCCCUAUUCGCGACCAGCUCAGCCUCAGUGGUUCUCCACCAUCUUCAUUGAACAAAAUACAGGCACGCAAGACACGGACAUAAGAGGCCGGAGUGGAAAAGAUCUCGGGAACCGACUUGGCGGGGUAUAGAAAAGGAAGCGUUUUUCGGCAGUCUCCCACCGAAACCUCUUGCGGUCUUUUGGAGUUUGCACAGGGAGAAGAAAGCGAGGGGUGUGGGUGGCGGAGGGGAAGACAACUUCAAUAUAAUCUAGCAGAAAUAAAGCAAAACGGCUUAGGGGGUGGGGGUGCGUAAGGGAGAUUCUUUCGGAAGUUGGCAGUGCCUCCGGCCCCCCUCAUCCUGAGAGAGUGGCUGGUUUGAGUAGUCCAAACACUUGGCCCUCCACCCACAAACCAAAUCCCCUCACAUCGGAAGACAAGCGGGGGGGGGGGGGGGGGAGAGAGAGAGAGAGGGAAGGAAGGAAGUCAUGAUGACCCGCCUGAGGGGAAUGAACCUUCGGUAGUGGAAAUUUUAGAUUUUUUUAAAAAACCACAGCCGCAGGAUGAAAAAGAAAUAGAGAAAUAAAUUGAACGGGAGCCAGGCGAAAGAGGGAAAUCUAAAAUCAACGCCCGACAAAACGAAGAGUUUGCGAUGCAGCUCCCAAAGACGGUUUGAGAAGGAAAACACACACACACGAAAUCACACGCCAUCGGCCGAAAACCUGCGCUUGGAAGGAGUAAAUUAUUUCGAGAAGAUUAAAAGUAAAUUUGAUCGAUCUCGUUUCACUCGAGAGGGGGGAGGGAGAGAUAAAAAUACCCACGUACUGAAGAGGAAAAAUUUCAGGCGACAAGUCUGCGAGGAAAUAUAGACAAAAAGAGUGAAACAAUUAUUCCGUCAAGAGGAGAAGAAAAAUCAUCGUGGUCAAGGGAAGGAGUCGUAGGGUUUUUUCGUUCCCAUUACAGCAAGUGAAUCCCCCAACCUUGCCCCCUCAACCAACAUAUGAUCGAAGUUUUAUCAUCAACAGCGAUCGAACAAGCGGGAAUUUUUAUAUCUACGCAGAUGAUCCUGAACAUUUUGUUCCGUGAUCGCGAGGAGAACAUUAGUUGAACAAAAAUAGGAAUAUAUUUCAUCAAUCCCACCCAUCCGCGGUUCGUCUGGACGCCCGCGGCUUUUCUUUUCCGCUGGAAUUUUUUUAUAAAGACAAAAGAACAGCAACAGCCGAGGAAUUAAAAGGAAGGAAGUAAUAAUUCUAUUUCUGUGUGUGUCUAACCGGAGCGGGUUGAGGAGUCCAGACCGAGUAGGGCAGGAGGCGAGGAGCUGAAUUUUACCGGACCAUCGGGUGGUUGUGAGCGCGAGCUGGGCCAGCGGAUUUUCAAAUCGCGGCCUCCGCGAGGGUAUGAAACCGUCGUGAGCUGUCGGCGUGGCGCGGCUGUGCUGUCACUAACAGCCGGGGCUGAACUGGGCCGAGCCGCAUUCCCCCUCCUCAUUGUUGUACACUGCUUCGCUUUGCCCUACAACACCCCCCAACCACCCCACCCCCGCAACUCCGGGUCGGACAUGGCCGCCUCCUUAUGCCUGCUGUUCGUCGGGAUUCACGCCGCCUGGGUGAACGUCGUAGCCUGUGCCCAGAGUGGCGAGCGGCUUUGUGCCUUUAAAGAUUCGUAUUCUCGCUCUGAACCUCAGGGCAUCAGUGAGGAACGUAUUAAUCGGGACAAUGGCACCGUCUUAUGUGAGAAGGGAAGUCAGUGUUAUGGACUAUGGGAAAAGAUGCAGGAUGGAGGGAUCCGCAUGAUGAAACAAGGUUGCUGGGCUCAUGUUGGAGAUAAGGAAGAUUGCUGCUCCCCAGAGUGUGUGGUAGUAAACCACAGACAAAAUGGGACUUUCCGCUUCUGCUGCUGUAGUACCGACAUGUGCAAUGUCAACUUCACAGAGAACUUUGUCCCAUUGCCUGACCCAACGGAAACAGUACCACCCAGUACUUGGAGACCGCACUAUAAGGAGGAGACAAUUGUAAUCGCAUUAGCAUCAGUAUCAGUUGUAGCUGUUCUGAUUGCAGCUUUCUUCUUUGGGUAUAGAAUGCUUGCAGGGGACAGGAAGCAUGGACUUCACAGCAUGAACAUGAUGGAGGCUGCACCCUCUGAAUCAUUCCUGGAUUUGGACAGUCUCAAGUUACUUGAGGUGAUUGGCCGCGGUCGCUAUGGUGCAGUAUAUAAAGGGUCAUUGAAUGAGCGUCCUGUUGCUGUGAAAAUCUUCAGUGCCUCAAACCGUCAGAACUACAUCAAUGAAAGAGACAUAUACAGGCUCCCGCUGAUGGAGCAUGAGAACAUAGCGCGCUUCAUAGUUGGUGAGGAAAGAAUAUCGAGUGACGGCAGAACGGAGUAUAUGUUGGUGAUGGAGUACUAUCCCAAUGGCUCAUUGUGCAAGUACCUGAAUCUACACAACAGUGACUGGGUUGGUUCCUGCCGACUGGCACACUCCAUCACCAAGGGCCUUGCCUACCUUCAUACAGAACUGCUACGAGCGGAUCAGUAUAAAUCAGCCAUUACACACCGGGACCUCAACAGUAGGAAUGUGCUUGUGAAGAACGAUGGAACUUGUGCCAUUAGUGACUUUGGUCUUUCCAUGAAAUUGACUGGAAAUCGACUGGUUCGACCAGGGGAGGAGGAUACUGCAGCCAUCAGUGAGGUUGGCACAAUCCGUUACAUGGCACCUGAAGUGCUAGAGGGAGCUGUCAAUCUGCGAGAUUGUGCCUCUGCUCUCAAGCAGGUGGAUAUGUAUGCACUAGGCCUUAUCUACUGGGAAAUAUUUAUGAAAUGCACAGAUCUUUUCCCAGGAGAAUCAGUGCCUGACUACCAGAUGGCUUUCCAGGCAGAGGUGGGGAACCAUCCUACUUUUGAAGAUAUGCAGCAUUUGGUCUCCAGAGAGAAGCAACGACCCAAAUUUCCUGAAGCUUGGAAAGAGAACAGCCUGGCUGUUCGAUCACUGAAGGAAACGAUGGAUGACUGCUGGGACCAAGAUGCAGAGGCUCGGCUCACAGCUCAGUGUGCAGAAGAGAGGAUGGCGGAACUCAUGGUUAUGUGGGAUCGAAACAAGUCUGUGAGCCCCACGGUCAAUCCAAUGUCACAAUUUACUACAACAGCUAUGCAGAACGAACGAAACCUUUCACACAGUCGGCGAGUGCCAAAGAUGGGACCCUACCCUGAUUAUUCCUCUUCCUCGUACAUUGAAGACUCCCUUCACCAUUCCGAAGGGUUGGUGAAAAAUAUCUCCACAGACAACUCCACAUCUGGAACCCCAUCGACCACCAGUGAGAAGAACCGUAAUUCCAUCAACUAUGAAAGGCAGCAGGCUCAGGCUCGUAUCCCUAGCCCAGAAACUAGUGUCACUAGUUUGUCAGCAACAACCACCAACACAAACACUGCAAGCCUCACCCCCAGCACUGCUAUGUCCACUAUAUCAGAGACACAGUACUCUGAGGACACCAACACACAGGCAGGAAAUUUGCUACCACCCCUGGGCCCCACCCCAGUGUGUCUGCAACUGACUGAGGAAGACCUUGAGACUAACAAGCUAGAUCCUAAGGAGGUGGACAAGAACCUCAAGGAGAGCUCAGAUGAAAACUUGAUGGAGCACUCCCUGAAGCAGUUUAGUGGGCCAGAUCCUCUCAGUGAAAGCAACCCCAGUUUAUUGUACCCUCUAAUAAAGCUGGCAGCUGAAGUAACCGGCCAUCAGGAUUUCUCCCAGCCGAGCACCAGUCAGGUGUGCUUGAUCCCUGACAUCCCAGCCACUCAAAUAUAUCCCCUACCCAAACAGCAGAACAUCCCCAAGAGACCUACAAGCCUUCCACUCAAUACCAAAAAUGUAGCAAAGGAAUCGCGGCUGAAAUUCAGCAGUAAGCAUAAGUCCAACCUCAAGCAGGUGGAGACUGGGGUGGCAAAAAUGAACACCAUAAAUGCAGGUGAGCCCCAAGUAGUGACUGUGACAGCAAAUGGCAUCAUCGGAAGAUGCCAUGCAGGGAAUCCACAUCCAGUAAUCAAGCAGUAUGUUAAUGGCUCAGUGUCUGGUCCUCAGAUGUCCAAUGCAUCAAGCCUCCGGGGCCACGAGAUCCUCCAGUCCCAGUUUAGUGGUGAGGACAACAGAGUGAACAUAAACUCCAGCCCGGACGAGCACGAACCACUCCUGAGGAGGGAGCAACAGGCCACACGUGAUGACGUUAUUGCUGACCGACUAAUGGACAGGAGAGACCGUCCACUUGAUCAGGGGAGAACAAACUCCAACAAUAACAACAGCAAUCAGUGCACCGUGGCAGAGGGAGCACUGACCAACGGCCAGGAUCAUCCAAUGGCACCAGUAGCACGGCGGCAAGGGAGGAGAGCUGAGCGGCCGAACUCGCUUGAUCUUUCAUCAGCCAAUGUGUUGGACAACUAUAGUACACAAUGUGAGACAGCACGGGAGAAUAAGCAAGCUUCCUCUGGAGACAAGAUCAAAAAGCGAGUUAAAACCCCGUACUCCCUGAAGAGAUGGCGGCCUUCUACAUGGGUCAUUUCAACAGAACCCAUUGAUGGUGAGGUCAACAACAACAGUAGUGCAGUAGGGCGCUCAAAAUCCAGCACCACCGUUUACCUUGUUGAGGGUGGCAGUAGGGUCACUGCCACAGCAACAGUCGGCAGAGAAACAGGAAUGAACUGCCUGUGAAGCUUUGACUUUUACUUUAUACAUAGUAAUGAGAAAGAGAGAAGACACAAAUCUGAAGGGACAACUAUUCCACCCUUGAACUCCCCAUCCGACUCCUCUUUCCCCAAUCAAGACUUGCUUUAGAGAUAAGCUAUGCAGCAGAAGCUUAAAAUAUCUAAUAUUUGGGAGCUUGUUUUUGUUUGUUAUUUUACCUUUUGUCGCACUUUUUUUUCAAAAAGGAAAAGAGUUAAUCUUUAAGUGAUGCCUAGCCAGAGGCAAACACUGUAUUUUACAGGUGUUUCGGUAAAAUAAGUAGCACAUGACUUGGUCAAUGCUCAUUAGUGAUCAGCUGCCCCUCUUGCUGACAGUGUACAAGUGGUUCCUCAAGGCAUAUUUAACUAAUGUUGAACAAUGUGGAAAACUUGUUUUCUUUUGUCUUUCCUUUGAUACUAUUUCUGCAGCUAUUCUGAUUCUGUUACUGGAUUAUGAAACGUACACUACCCCUUUUUCAUAAAAAAAAUUAUUGUUGGAAUGUGCAAUAGGCUUAGCUUAGUAAUUCUUUUGAAAAAAGACAAUUAUUAUUUAAAAGUUGCAUCUCUGUAUAUCACUAAAGGUUGCUAGUAGUGCAUGGGCUGAUGGUGAUCUUGUUUCUCUUCGCUCUCCUUCCCCUAAUCCCCAUUUCUGCUGGAAACCUUUGCUGGUAUGACAUGCAUGGUCCCCAAAUGUGGGAAAAUAGUGACACAUAUCUCCCUUCCUUCUCUGUAAAAAUUUCCGUUACCCUCUCAGCCAUCAGGUAUCUGACCCAUCAGCACACAGCUAAUGUUAAUAGGCCACGCACUUCAACUCAAAACAAGCCCACAAAACCCUGUACUAAAAUUGUUUUUGAUACUGGUGCUACAUCUCUUUUGAAGCUUUAGUGCUGGAAACAUUCCCUCAGCACCAUUUUUUUGAUGCACCAUUUAUUUUGCACCAUCUUCUCAUGCCUUGUUGAGAGGCUUGAUCUGACAAACUGGAUGAUGUGCUAAGUUAGGCACUGGCUUUUCUUCUCUGGAGUAUGGGAACAAAUCCAGUUCUGGAUCUCCUUCUUAUUUUCCCGGGAAGUCAGACUCUUUCAAUACAGUUUAUAGUUGUCUUGGACUCACUGUACAAAAUUGUCCCUAACUGACACUAAAAUUAAAACCUUACACAAAGGGCCGUGUUAUGAUUGAUGUGGAACACAGAAAAAGUUUCUGUUGUAGUAGGGGCAUGUUGCAACUGUGUCACGUAGUUAGAACAGAGACAUGAGUAGGUUAAGGUAUAAUCUAUUUCUAAGGCAUACUGUGCCUGCCUUGGAGCACUGGAUAGGUUAGUGUAGAGUUAUGUUUAAUGUGUUUAUCCCAUACCUUUGUGGGCCUUAUGAGCAUUUAGUCCUGACUCUGGGUGCCCGAAGUGAAAAAUGUUCCUUUCUACAGCACUCAGUCCUUGUCUUGAAAAGUUCACAAAAGAUGGUGACAUUCAGCUGGCCUAAUCCAAGAUAAAAGUUUAAAGGGAACUUGCUGCUCUAAGUUCUGCUGCCCACACUGCACCCCAUACCUUUGGUUUUUACAAAAUAGGGAAGCGAGAAGGGAUUCUUGCUUUGAGAUCUCAGUUUGAAGUUUGUUGCACUGAUUUGAUUGCUUGCUUUAAACAUUGGUGCUGUGGCUUCUCCAAAUCUAGUUUAGAAUAUCACUGACCAUUUGGACUUGCAGCAUCAUUAAUGGAGUGGGGAGUUGAUAAAAUUGUGGCUCAUGGGUUAGAAACACUUGCAUCCAUUUCAAAGCUUUUCUCUCAGAAUUGGAUUAAUAUUAUAUAGGCUACAGAAUAGCCUGCACAUUUGUUAACAGUUUGAUUCUAGUGGAGCCUAUUAGCAGGACAGAUAUCUCAUACCCUCAGUCAGAUAGGGCUGAAUAUAAAUUAUAGAUCUGUUUAAAAUAUUGCCUUGAAUCAUGCAUGGUUUUGCAACUUCUAUUAUGAAGGCUUGGAAUACGUUAACUGUACCAGUAUCAAACUGUUGUGAAUUAAAAUAAGUGAUCUCAAUGAUUCAGCUGAGUACAACUUACACAUACAGAUGUCAACUGUGGUUACCUGAUAGAAAGUCAUUUGGUUUGUGCACAGAGCCAUUCGGACCCUGCAGGGCCAGAUUUAAUCUUCAAGUUUGAACUUGCUAUCUGAUCUCAGAUGACGCAUCAGUUUGGAUGCUAUGAUUGAAUUCUCAACUGCGAUCCCUUAAUAUAAGACUCAGCUCGUUGUUGAUGGAUUCCAUGGAGAAGUAGCCCUCAUUCCUGGUAUGCAAAGAAUCUUCCCUAGAUUGUGACAACAAAUGUUGGCUAGCCCCUACAGUUAGGAAAGGAGGGCAACAACGGAGAAAGACUAAACUGUAAUACAAGUAUUUAUAUUGUGUAUAGUUAAUAGUUAGAGGAAUUUCUACCAUUCACAAUCUCUGUGAUGUGGGCUAGUAGCAGGGUGAGUUAAGGAGAGAAAUGUGCCAUUUGUUAGGUGGGUGGGAGUUGUUACUGGCUUGGAUUAUUACCCAUGAUGAAACUUAGCAGAGGCCCAUAUCAAAGGGUUUUUUUUUAAACUGACACCCUUGGUGAUGGGCCUUUCAGACAGGAUUGACAAAUUGAAAACCUGACCCUAGAGUGUUAAGCCAGGUAUUCCAAACCAUCUGCCAUAGCAACUCUGUUGAUUGCAUGUGAUUGCAGUUAGAAUCCCCUGAGAAGCCUUGCAAUGUAACAAAUCCUGGAAAUCUGAGAUCUAAAUAGACAACACCAGAUCUGUUGCCAGUCAAGGAAAAAGACAGGAAAAUGUUUUGAAUUGUAACCCUUCACCAGUGGCAAGAAGGUCUCAUGUCAUUACUGACAGACUGUUGUCUAGACAUCUUUCUGACGAAUAUGCCAGCUCAUUCAGGUUGAGCUCAAUCCGAACACUGCUUGUCUCAUUUUCGAUGACCUUCAUUGGAUGGGGGUGAUGGGAAGAGGGAGCAGAUUAUCCUUUUAAUAGUAAAGUUUAAUUCUCAAUCACAGCAGAAAUCCCUCUUAUUUAAAAUACUAAAAUGUAUGGUUGGUGCAGAUAGCUUUAUAACCGUUGUCGUUUGUCAGGUUCUGCAUCGGUGAUGUUUAAUGGAUUUAAGGAUUAAAACUCAAGCCUGUCCUUUACUACAUUUAAUUAGUAUGCAAAGCAGCAAUUGCACUAGUUAGAUAAGUGAACAGGAUUAGCUAGAAGGCAAUACCUCUGAUAGUUUACCAAAUGAUGACUGUGUUCCUGUUGCCAAGAUUCAAUCGGGGCUGCAGGAUUUGACUCUCAAAUGGAAUGCAUUCAGAUGUGAAAACAGAGCUGGCCCUGUGCGUGGACGGCCUUGCAGUUGAACACUUCACCAAUAUUCACGGUACAAACCUGUGUGUGUUGUGAAUGAGGUGGGGGCGUGAUAACUUCUGGUGUGCUACUGGAUGGUGAACAGUGCUUGUGGAAUGGUUUUCAGUAAAGGAAGGAGAGACAAUUUAGAACGUGUUAGGGGCAGGGAAUAUUUUUGAUUAGAGUAGGUAGUGGAGGAUAUGUGUUAGAUUUGGGGAGUAAAUUCAUUUUAAGUAAGUCCUGGAAAUACUUCCUGUGGCUGUCUUUCUGUUCCAUCCCAGUAUGUACCGGCGGCAGUGUCCAGGUGUUGGGGAAAUAGUUCAAAGACAUAUCAGGUAACUUUAUUAACUUAAUUGGAUUGUAGUAUUGAUUAAUAACUAAAUCCUAGGCCCGUUAUUGAAGCUUUGAGACUAUGACCCCAGGGCCAUCAACUCCUUCACAAUCCUUGCUUUUUAAAUACAUAAAUGUGUUAACUACUCUCCAGCAUAACACAUCAUUAUAAGAGUAUUUUCAGUUAUUACAUUGAGGUGCUAUAAAAGUUGAACGCAUUUUAUAAUUGAAAUUGAUUUUUUUUGUUUCCAUUCCCAUUACUGAUUGUGCAUAUCAGAGCACUCUGUGCCACUGCCCAGUGACUCCAAGUGAACUUUGCGAAUUGUAACUUUUCUCAGACAUUCCUCUCAGAAUUUAAAUCACAGUCUUGGAAUGUCACCUCCAGUAAUGUUUAAUGAUGCAUCAGCCUGUGUCAUCUAAUAAUUCAAAACUAAAUGUUUUGACAUCAUCGUCCACUCGGAUAAAUAUUGAUCGGGCAGAUGGGGUGUGUGUUUUGUAAAGUUUGUAAUGCAUGGUUAUUGUAAUGUUGAAUGUGUCUGAAUGAAGCUGUUCAAACUACUGUUAUCUUCAGAAUUAAUUUUUAAAAAGUCAGCUGGCACUAUGGGCAACUGUAAACCACAACCUGUUUUCUAUAAGUGCUGUAAGUAAAUGCUUUGGUAACCUGGAGUUCCAAUAAUCAGAGGAGAACAGAGUUUACUGGUAUAGCUUUCUGACUUAAUUGAGGUGACUAGCUGGCUGUAAAAUCCUGCAUAUUAAAGAGUAUAUUCAUGACAAAGCCAA
Stegostoma tigrinum is the source of this 9216-nucleotide messenger RNA. It is a transcript of the gene bmpr2b, whose product is annotated as bone morphogenetic protein receptor, type II b (serine/threonine kinase). Gene Ontology annotation, biological process: protein phosphorylation; BMP signaling pathway; cellular response to growth factor stimulus. The record is from RefSeq and is a predicted model, not a curated record. Gene Ontology annotation, molecular function: transforming growth factor beta receptor activity; ATP binding. The transcript is spliced from 13 exons. Lineage: Eukaryota; Metazoa; Chordata; Chondrichthyes; Orectolobiformes; Stegostomatidae. Bases 1621 to 4758 code for a protein of 1045 amino acids. Gene Ontology annotation, cellular component: signaling receptor complex; plasma membrane.